AUGAUAUCAAGACUCACAAAGGGAGGCUUUUGGUCCCCAUUAAAACAAUCCUUGCACUUCUAUUGUCCACUUUAUCGACUACAGCAUCAUAGAAAUUACAGAGUCUUGGCUAUCGAAUCAUCGUGUGACGAUUCUUGCUUUGCAUUACUAGAACGAAACCAUCCAAACGAGACACCGCGGAUUCUUGAUCAUGCAAAAAAGACACUUCAUUCAGCCGAUGUUGGAGGGAUUAUGCCUACAGUGGCUUUCAACUAUCACAUGUCUACAAUAGCCAAUCUUUGUACGGAAUUUUGUCAGCGAAAUGGAAUAACAGCGCAAACUCCGCCAGAUCUAAUAUGUGUGACUCGAGGGCCAGGCAUGUCCGGUUCUUUAAGCAGCUCGACUGAAUUUGCCAAGGGGUUGAGUGUAGCAUGGAACGUACCUUUAGUUGGCGUUCACCAUAUGUUGGGCCAUUUGCUUACAUCUUUUUUACCGAAAUCAGAACAACCAAAUUCAAAACCACCACAGUAUCCAUUUCUCAGUUUAUUGUGUAGUGGCGGCCACACAAUGCUUGUAUUAUCAAAAUCUGUAUCGGAGCAUGAAAUUAUUAUAAAUGUAAGUGAUAUUGCCGUGGGCGAUUCUCUAGAUAAAUGUGCUCGAGAGUUGGGACUUUACGGAAACAUGUUGGGUCCAGAGUUGGAGAAAUUUGUAGAUAGCAUACCUCAAGAUGAGAUAGAGGAGUUUCAGAGCAUGGAUGUGAGGAAAAGAGGCCAAAACAAGUAUGGGUUCAAGAUUGCACUACCAUAUAUGAUGUCCAACAUUGAAGAUGAAGAAAAGUUAUAUUUUGCUUUUGCCCACUUUCUAAGUACCAUACAAGGCUACAAACUCAAGUAUUGCAAGGAUAGAGGCGAGGGCGUUACAGAGUUUGAUGACAAAACUAAACGAAUGCUUGCAUAUUUUACUCAGGAAUUUAUCUUUGAUCACAUUAUACGUCGGAUAAAUCAGGCAAUGAAAAGACAUGGAUUGAGCAUGAGGACCAGCGAUGGACUAUUUGUUGGGGUCAAGGAUUUCGUAUGUUCCGGCGGAGUAGCUGCAAACAAGCGGUUAAGGAAUAAACUAUUCAACAAAAUCAAAUAUCAAGAAAUUAGUGACACUCCACUAAACUUUCAUUUUCCAGACCUUCCAUUAUGUACUGAUAAUGCAGUGAUGAUUGGACUUGCAGGAAUGGAAAUAUUUGAAAAACUUAAACUUAGAACAGAUCUUAGUUUCAUACCAAUUAGAAAAUGGCCCUUGAAUGAGCUAUUGACUGCAAACUCAUGGGUCAAAGUUGACCAAAAGGAGAUUGAUAGAGUAUGUAAAUAUAAUAUAUAG
Messenger RNA from Lodderomyces elongisporus, 1350 nucleotides. RefSeq names its product putative N(6)-L-threonylcarbamoyladenine synthase (gene QRI7). The transcript has a single exon. Gene Ontology annotation, cellular component: mitochondrion. Gene Ontology annotation, biological process: mitochondrial tRNA threonylcarbamoyladenosine modification. NCBI's taxonomy places the organism in Eukaryota, Fungi, Ascomycota, Pichiomycetes, Serinales, Debaryomycetaceae. Bases 1 to 1350 code for a protein of 449 amino acids. The record is from RefSeq and is a predicted model, not a curated record.